AGGUAUUUAGCAAAUUCAAACAUGACGUCGAUUUUCAAUCUUAAAAAUGUCUCAAAAUGUGUUGGACUUUUAUUAAUGUUGUCUGAAAUCAGUGUUCAGCUUGGUAAGAAAUACUACCAAACAUCUGUAUAUAUUGUGAGCAAUACCAGUUCUAAAACCAUUAAUUAAUUAAUGAUACACUAAUUGCAGCUGUUAUUUUAAGAAAGUUUUCACUGUUUUUUUUUCAUUCAAUUCUAUAUUAGAUUCCUGCAAGAUGACAGGCAAAACUAACUACACUAUAUAUGUUCCAUUGGAAUCAAGCUUUUCUGUUAACGCCACGUAUGCCUGCACUCCGCCCGAAGAAGUGAAACAUGUCAUUUGGGAACUUAAGCGUACAAAUUUCUCUCGACUAGCUAUAGUAACUCUUACACCAAUCCCUUACACUGUUUUUCGUAGCGGUAUCGAGGCUACUGGUACGUCUUCAAUGUGUACACUGACAGUACGAAACGCUACAAUGGCAUAUAAUGGAACAUUAUUUGCAAGGAUACAAACACGUGGAAGAAAUACGGCAGUUGACGCAAUGCACCCCCAACAUUUUCUGAAAGUAAAGGUCAUUAUAACAGGUAUACUAAUCUCAAGUAUGAGAUUUUUGCCAGGAUUGUAUGUUCACCAUUGAGCUAAAUAAUAACUGGAGUGAGUGCUCCUGUCUUUCGUCAGUCCGAACUAAACACGGCAGUCGUGAUCAUA
This is a messenger RNA of Paramuricea clavata, 726 nucleotides long. Lineage: Eukaryota; Metazoa; Cnidaria; Anthozoa; Malacalcyonacea; Plexauridae. The record is from the annotation of a GenBank genome assembly.